AUGGAGACCCGAUCGCAGGCAGGCUGCAGGCAACAAGGGAACUCUUUCUUUUUUUUUUUUUUCUUCAAACUUCUGUUGCAUGGGCUUUGCUCCAACACCACAGUCAAAUCUUUGGAUUUGAAGGGAAAUAACCUGCGAAUCGUAGGAGCAGAGGCUUUGGGAAAACUUCUUAGGCAGAACAAAUCCAUCAGAAGCUUAAUCUUGGAAUGGAACAGCCUGGGCAUGUGGGAGGAGGGCUUUUCCUUUUUCUGCCAGGGACUGGGAGCAAACAGCUUUCUCCAGCGGCUAGAUCUGCGCAAUAACCAGAUCAACCAUCAAGGGGCAGGAGAGCUGGCCAUGGCACUGAAACAAAAUGCCAGCCUGCAGGAGCUAGAUUUACGCUGGAAUAAUAUUGGACUUUUGGGUGGCCGAGCUUUGCUGAACUGCCUGCAGAGCAACAAGACCCUGAAGAGGCUGGAGCUGGCUGGGAACAAUGUUCCCAGUGACAUCCUGAAGGCUGUGGAGCAAGCCUUGGAUCACAACCAAGACCGUCAGACAAUCCUCAGUGAGACCCGCAGUCGAACCCACGUGCUCAGCAAGGAGGUUCUGAGUCUGAAGAAUGAGAAGGCCAAGCAGUUCUUGGAUUUGAUGGACACCAUAGACAAACAGAGAGAAGAAAUAACCAGGAGCAGCAGGAUGUCUGCAGCACGAGUCAGCCAGCUGCAGGAAGCACUGGAUGAGCAGCACUCUAUUAUGAAUUCACUGAAAGCCAAGCUGCAGAUGACUGAAGCUGCCCUGGCUCUGUCUGAGCAGAAGGUGCACAGCUUGGGAGAGCUGCUCAGUGCCAUGAAACAGGAACAAACUAGCAUGGCUGAGCGCCACCUUAAGGAGCUCCAGCAGCAAAAACAGGAAGGUGCUGAUCGGGAAGGCAAGCUUUUCCGGGAGUUGUCUGCUGCCAGUGAGAAGAACCUGCUUCUAAGAAACCAGGUGGAUGAGUUGGAGAAGAAGUGCAAAGUCCAACAGGAUCAGCUCUUCCAGGUAAAACAGGACUUGACCAACACAACCGCAGAGUUGAAGCUUCGGGCUGUGCAGGCUGAGGAACGCUUAGAAGUGGAGAAGAGAAGAUUUAAACAAAACCUUGAAGACAUGGAAUCCCUUCGAUUAAAAGAGGUGGAUCAUAUGACACAGCACAUUGAGGCCAGUGAACGUUCUAUGCAAGAGAGGAUCCAGAGGCUGGAGGCCAUCAGGAGAGCUCUGGAGGAGGAGCUGAGCCAAGUCAAAGCAGCUGCACUUACUGAGCGAGGCCAGGCGGAGGAGGAGUUAAUAAAAGUCCGUAAUCAGGCACGGUUGGAGGAGCAACAACGACUAGAACACCUAGAAGAAAAGCUGCGGCUGAUGACCGAGUCACGGGAUGAAGCUCAGAACUGUUGCCUUAAGCAAAAACAAGUGGUUGGUGAGGCCCAAGCCAAGGCCAAUCAGUUGAGCCUGCAUGCUGAUGGACUCAGAAGGCGGAUAGAGGAACUUCAGCAGGACCUGAGCAGUAAGGAACAGGAGAAGGUGACAGAAGUGAAUAAAGUAAGAGUGGAGUUACAGGAGCAGAUUGGACACCUGCAGGCUGAACGCACAGCACAAGAAGGGCUGAGAGAGAAGAUUGCAGCCCUGGAGAGACAGCUGAAAGCCCUGUCAAGUAAUCACCGAGAAGCACUACUGGACAAAGAAGGUGAAAUCUCCAUGCUGCUGGAGAAGCUGAGAAUGAAAGAGGCUGAGAUCUCCAGGAUAAGGGAAGAAGAAGCGCAGCGAGCAAGCUUCUUGCAGAAUGCCAUCAUGGCAUAUGUGCAGGGCUCCCCCUUGGGAACCCUCAGUCCUAGGAAAUGAGAGUAUGGUGUAAAGAAUCUACAUAGGGUAAGCAAUUCAGGUACAGGCUCUUCUUAAGCAGCACAGUUUUGUCUGAGUGGGGUGGCAUGAAGGAUUGCAAACACAGGAAAAUCUCUCCUGCUCUUGAGAAAUCCUGCUGCUGACAGUAUAAAGGACUGAUGGAAGCCACCAUCCAAGGCUGGAGUAGAGACAGGUGGAUCUGAGUUCAUAAUGUAGAGCCCUUCCCCUGCACUGCUACAGCAUUUGAAGCAGUUUCAAUGUCCUUUUGUACAGUGCCAGUCUGUCAGUGUAUCUUGUCAUUACUAGUGGUGCUGUGUGUUCCCUGGGAAGUGGUCAUUCUGAAGCACUUUUUCAGAUGCCAGGGCUGUUCACAAUGAAAUCUUGUGAACGACAAGCAGAAGUAUUGUUUACAGCUCUCUGUAGAUGGGAGCCAUUUACUUUGCUCUAAGCCAUGUACAUGGGGUACGGAAGCUGCUGGAAACACUGGGUUUAGCCACCUGCACUUUGACACGCAGUGCUACAGAUGCAAGCAGCUGCUGACCAGGCUCAGGCAGAUUUGCCUCACCUUGGCUCUUCUUCUACCUAGCCUCUCUUUAGCUCUGGCAGUAGAGAGGGACCUGCUGAGAGGGACCAUGCAGUGACUAUCCAUAUCCUUUCGGAACAGCUGAGUUUUGGCCAUGAUUCAAGCCUUUACAGCAUCAAGUGGCAUUAAAACAGAGAGGGUCAGUUUCUGCUCUUUAUCAUUGUGAACUGCAGCCAUUGGCUGGAAUCCUUGUGGUCAAAGUACAGCAGCAUUUUAUUCCACUGUGACAAAUGGUAAAACUGUCCUGCUGGCUUCUCAGGAUCCUGGAACUGAGUGCUGUUUUCUGGGCCUUGGGCUGGAGAGGUACAGUAGUUCUGACUCACCACUGGGGGAGAUGCUCCUCACAGCACAAAGGAAAAGGAAGCAACAGCCUUUCCUGGCAACCGAAGUCCAUCGAGUGGCAUGGAAAAGAGGGAGGGGAUGUGAGGGGUCUGAACCAGAGAAAGAGGAGAACUUGAGUCCAAUGUGAGAGCCUUCUCUUCCUUUCUCCACUGAGUCUGGUGGGAGGAAAAGAACUUUUAAUGCAUAUUUCAAAAGGCAACUGAAAAAUGAAGCUUUUCUUUCUGUGCGCGCUGGCUGCUUUGUGUUUGUGAUCUAUUUUAAAUACUGAGUUUUGCACUGGUUUUUUUAAUAAAGAGCUUUUGCAUUUUGCCGUAACAUUGGAAGCUGA
Messenger RNA from Struthio camelus australis, 3107 nucleotides. The record is from RefSeq and is a predicted model, not a curated record. Lineage: Eukaryota; Metazoa; Chordata; Aves; Struthioniformes; Struthionidae.